GGCAGGUUAGUUUUGGCCACUACUGCGAGUCGCGAGAGACGUUCCCAUUAAAGAACAAAAGCAGAAGCAGCUGCUACUUACCUUGUCUGCGUUUCUUCGAUCUCGAUCGAGAUCAGCUGUCGGUAUCUGUCAAUGGAAGCUGCGGCUGCAACUGUAUCUCCUCAGCUCUCUUGCUUUUCUUCCUUUAACCGCAACAGCAAGUUCCAGCUCCAGAGACAAUUCAUUUUAAGCCCCACUUUUCGUCGGCCGAAGCUAUCCAUUGUUAUGAAUGGGGAAGGGCGCGGUAUGGAAACUCCAGGGACUAAAACCACUCUUAGCUAUUCAGACGAUGCAUCAUCUAAUUCAUGGCCAGAAGAGGCAACAAAGUAUUCGAGUGCAAAAGAAGUUGCUGGUGAUGAAGCACAAGAGUCUGGCAUUGGCCUGGAGCCAAAGAGGGCAGCAAAAAUCCAUGAUUUUUGUUUUGGAAUUCCUUACGGUGUCUUUGUUCUAAGUGGGGGGCUUAUUGGCUUCUUAUUCUCAAGAAAACUUACGACUCUAAGCACUGGGGUACUUUUUGGAGGAGCCUUGCUGGCACUCAGCACCCUCAGCUUGAAGAUCUGGAGGCAAGGGAAGUCCAGUUUACCAUUUAUUCUGGGACAAGCAGCACUUUCAGCGGUCCUUUUGUGGAAGAGCAUUCAGGCCUACUCAUUGGUAACAAUUGCAUUGUCAAAGAAGCUAAUCCCGAGUGGGUUUUAUGUUGCCAUAAGUGCUGCAAUGCUGUUCUUUUAUUCAUACGUGGUGAUCUCCGGAGGAAACCCACCGCCAAAGAAGUUGAAGUCGUCCGCUAGCGUUGCAUCAUGAUGGGAAUUCUUAGAACUGUGGAAAAAGGGGAUCGCAAGCACAUGGUUAAUGUCUUCAUGGUAGCAGUUAACCUUUGGUGGUAGUUCCAGAGAAUGUACAUUUUUGUUGCAAUAUUGCCUCCAAAUGGGUAGUCUAGUAGUUUGAUAGGUAGCAUAAUUGCUCUCUAUUGCUUGAUGAAUAUGGAAUAAGUCUGCUGAAAGCCGCAGAAAUCGUCGAAAUUAUGAUAUAUAUUGCACUGUUCUUUCUAUAAGAUUCAUUUUUGAUA
Tripterygium wilfordii is the source of this 1105-nucleotide messenger RNA. Its product is annotated as protein FATTY ACID EXPORT 1, chloroplastic-like. The record is from RefSeq and is a predicted model, not a curated record. Gene Ontology annotation, cellular component: membrane. NCBI's taxonomy places the organism in Eukaryota, Viridiplantae, Streptophyta, Magnoliopsida, Celastrales, Celastraceae. The transcript is spliced from 6 exons. Bases 133 to 840 code for a protein of 235 amino acids.